UAUGAUGUUGCUGAAGGUUUGAAAUGAAUAAAACAGUUCACGUAAACAUCGAACUAUGUUAAAAUUGAAUGAUACACAUUAAGGGUACAGUGGGUAUGAUACGUAAUGUAUUACACAAGUCAUGCGCACUGGGAGGCUCCAGGCGACUGACAAACUCAGCAAACCUGGGACGCCUGACGUUAAGCAGAUCACUUCUGCGCUCACUCCAGCAAGAGCAACUCGUCCCCUGAAGGUACCACUGAAUCUGCUGCAGGUGAAGAGUAAUAAUUUGCACUCAAAGGUGAGGAAGACAAGACUUAGGACACCGUCUGCUGUUGUUGGCUCACACGAUGAGGUGGUCAUUACGGGUGAUAGUGUUAGCACCUUACCUGCUACACGCCUCCACAGCCACAUUUCUAGAUGUAGACGAGGCUCUCCUCAAAGGCGGUGACCUGCCCGAAGAACAAGAAUCGAAGGUCAUUCCUCAAGGAUAUAAAGAUGCCCUCACCAUUUUCGGCACGAAAACAAUCAUCGACAUUGGAGUUGUGUUCGGGGUAAUCCUCCUGUUCCGUGAGUUCGCCCUCGGCAUCGCUCAGAGGUUUAUCCCCGGGGUAGGGCUUCCUGACUCCGUGGAGAAGAGGGACAUCCAUGGUAACAACAACCUCGAUGACUACGAGAGCCGCAUUUCUCAUAGUUAUUAUCCAUUCCUUCAGCAAUCCCUGCUGGCUAGCGGGCCGCUGCUGACUAAGGUUCUUAACAGCAUCGACCCAGUUGAGUCGACCUUCGCCGUGCUGGACGUGGAGGAGCUGGCCUGCCGAAGACGCACCGUCUGUGAGUUACAGAGGUCGGCCUCCAGUGUACCUCUCCUGGGCUAUUUCUUGAAGUACUUCAGCCGUAAUGUCAACAGUCUGGAGAAGUACAGGGAGGCACAGGAGGCUGGCGCUGCAUUUGAAGACUGUGCUCUGCUUUUCUCGGAGUGUCCCACCUCCUUGGUCCGGACACUGUGGAGCAGCGACCAGUGAUCUUCAUCAGCAAGCCAGUCUUCAAGGCUUUGCUUGCACUCAUACUUUUCCUCAUGCUGAAUAGGACUCGAUAUUUCAUAUUGCUCUAACAUGGCUCAGAACGAGCUAACAUUGCAAUGAAGGACCCCGAUAAUGUGAAUGUGCUAGGAUUCACAUACAGUAAGCUAAUUAAUAUUCAGACGACUUGUGGUGUAAACUUAGACUGCAUUCAUGAUAAUGUUAUGUUAAGGGGUCGUAGACAACAUACAUGAGAACACGCUACAGUUAGGCACAGUAACACAGUUACUUCCUGGGUAAUGAGAGGCAUCAGUGCUUAUGGACGUUAUUGCGAGAGAAAUUUUAUCAGUGUCAUUUUAAAUCACAAGUCUUUGUAUGACGCUUGUAUGUUUAGUGCUUCAGUUUUUAUUAUAACAAUAAUAAAUCACAAGUAAUUUGUUAUACUUUGUUCACGUUUGAAUGAUGAGUGGGUGGAGGAGAUGUUAUGGUUCCGAGGAUCCUUAGAAUUGUAAUUGGAAAGAUAGCUGUGCUGUGAAUGACGGUGAUUUUUAUAAUUUUUGCAACACUU
Messenger RNA from Cherax quadricarinatus, 1566 nucleotides. RefSeq lists its product as uncharacterized. Lineage: Eukaryota; Metazoa; Arthropoda; Malacostraca; Decapoda; Parastacidae. The record is from RefSeq and is a predicted model, not a curated record.